AUGGAGCUUCCUGGCCAGCCGAACGCUCAGUUUCUCGAUCCUAAUGACUCAAAUACAGUACUGGGCAAUACGGACCCGAAUGGAGCUUGUCUUCAGGAGCCCGGGGAGACGGCUGUCUACCAGAUUCACAAGCUCAUCGAUGAUUUAUCAAAGAGACUCAACUCUGAUCUGCAUGACACGGGAAUUACUUCCUCCUUCCUGGACGCGUGCCUGCAAGAGUUCUUUGAGCGGAUAUCGCCUUGCUUUCCAGUGAUCCAUGGGCCCACCUUCAAAUCAGGAGAGUCGAUUCCGCCCCUCCUGUUAAACAUCGUAGCCUUGGGGUCUCUGUUUGUUUGUUUACCGGGCUCUCUUCAGAAAGGCGAGAUGCUCUGGCGCCUUGGCCACACGGCGGUAGCGACCUCAUGGCAGACCCUGAUUGGGAUGAGAGGGCCUCGCGAUGCCUGCGAUGGUAUCCAGCUGGUUUUGACCGCUCUCUUAGGCCAGACAUAUGCUCUCCUCUCCAGCAAUCACAGCAUUCGAAGGACGGCCUUUGUCUUCCACGGACUGGGGUUCUACUGGGCACGAACCUGUGAUAUGUAUACCAUUCGGGACACCUCUCCAAGUGAGAUCCCCAGCUUAGAAGCUUCAGGGGAGGAGAAGAAUGAGAUAUGGAGGACAUGGGCUGCAUCCGAGGUUCAACGGCGCGCCAUCCUUGGACACUACAUUCUGGAUGGUCUGAUCUCUCAAGCUUCUGGGUCACCCGCCAGCGCACGCCACCUGAUCAAUGCAACUGGCGCUGCGUGUUCGGACGUAGCCUUUGCAGCCAAAACAGCCGAUGAAUGGAUCUUAGAGAUGGCACGCACAAAAUCCACGGCCAUACCCAUGUCGGAGGUCUUUGUCUCGAUUUUCUCGGCCAACUGUGCCUCGAUGCCCUUGCAGCUGUCAUCGUUCACCAUCUUUGUCUGCAUGGAAGGAUUGCAGUCUCUUGUCGCUGAUCUGAAUGAGACCAGCGGGCCUGUCUUUGGAGCAGUCUCGCGACCACAGAUCAUCCGUGCGUUACUCAAUCUCUACCACAACCAUUUGUAUCCUUCAUCAUCGCCUACAAAUGUCGAUUCUUUCCAGCUGUUGAUCCGAUGGCAUACGAUAUGCCUCGAGCUGGCCACACCAUCCACGCUUCUGUACCGCCGUAUAUGCGAACUCUACAAACUCCCACCCCUCACUGGCGGCAGUAAAACGACAAAAAGCAGCAGCCGGGGUACCUUCUUUUCCUUCGACCUUGAAAAAUGGGCGGGCAGUGCCGACGCUGCUCGGGCCGUGCUGCACGCCACAGCCAUCACGCGCAUUUUGAAUCAGAUACCUUUGAGACAUGCUCACGCAACACACCUUCCAGCCGCGAUCUUUGCAUCCGCGGUGGUUCUCGGAGGCGUGUGUCUAGGGGACAAGGGGACAUUUAAUCUAUCGAAAACCGCCAACACCCACUGGGACCAUGCGUGGGCCUCUGCUGCUACUGGCGAACAGGUACUGCAGCAAGCCAACCAAGGCAGUGAGGCAGAAGACUGCAUCCCAGUUCACCUGCUAAGCGAGAUGAACUUUCUACAAAUCAGCCUCAAGACCAUCGCCUCCCGGUGGGGGGUGUCGGCGCAGAUGGAGGAAAUGAUCGGUCACUUGGCUAUGAUCUGCCGGGAACGCUUACAGAGACAAGAAUACGAAGGAUAG
This is a messenger RNA of Penicilliopsis zonata CBS 506.65, 1695 nucleotides long. RefSeq lists its product as hypothetical. Bases 1 to 1695 code for a protein of 564 amino acids. Gene Ontology annotation, molecular function: zinc ion binding; RNA polymerase II cis-regulatory region sequence-specific DNA binding; DNA-binding transcription factor activity, RNA polymerase II-specific. Lineage: Eukaryota; Fungi; Ascomycota; Eurotiomycetes; Eurotiales; Aspergillaceae. The record is from RefSeq and is a predicted model, not a curated record. The transcript is spliced from 2 exons. Gene Ontology annotation, cellular component: chromatin. Gene Ontology annotation, biological process: DNA-templated transcription; regulation of transcription by RNA polymerase II.